This is a messenger RNA of Penaeus indicus, 1643 nucleotides long. RefSeq lists its product as uncharacterized. NCBI's taxonomy places the organism in Eukaryota, Metazoa, Arthropoda, Malacostraca, Decapoda, Penaeidae. The transcript has 7 exons. The record is from RefSeq and is a predicted model, not a curated record. Bases 5 to 1183 code for a protein of 392 amino acids.
GAAGAUGAAGAGGAAGGGCAGUCGAAGUGAAAGGAGUGUAGAAGAUGAAGAGCAGUCAAGUGAAGGGAGUGAAGAAGAUGAAGAGGAAGGGCAGUCGAGUGAAAGGAGUGUAGAAGAUGAAGAGCAGUCAAGUGAAGGGAGUGAAGAAGAUGAAGAGGAAGGGCAGUCGAGUGAAAGGAGUGUAGAAGAUGAAGAGCAGUCAAGUGAAGGGAGUGAAGAAGAUGAAGAGGAAGGGCAGUCGAGUGAAGGAAGCGAUCGUGCAGGGUACGAGUAUACAACUGAUGAAGAAGACAACGAUCCCAGUGGUGAGCAAGACAGCGAGUCUGAUGAGGAGGAUAAAGAAGGUAGCGAAAGUAGCGAGGAGAGCAGCAGGCAGCCAGAACAGCAAGGCCCUAAAGAGCAGCGCUCGAAGCAGAAUCCCAAGGAGUCCAGACGGAAGAAAGAUCUCGGUAACCAAACACAGCUGCAUAAACGCGAGCGUAAGAAAUCUCAAGGAAAGACUCCAUCGCCUGCAAAACCUGCAGAGAAGUUGGGGACAAACCAAGAUAUUCCAAGACAAAAAGGAACACCGCCACAAUCUACUAGACCGGCGAAGAAACCAUCAACUUCAGGGACUGCCACAAAAAUUAGAGACACUCGAGGGGAGAAAGGCAAAACCAAGCAAGUAGGGAAGCCUAAACAAGAGAGGAUAACGAAAAGGCCGAAAUCUGGAGAGCAUAAAAAGGCUGAAUCUCCACGUAUUAACGGAAAAAGGGCGAGUGACAGAGAAGAGAGAAACCCAAACACAUCUACUGAGAUGGAGAAUCGAGCCAGAAUGUCAAGGAAAUACCCAAAGACUUCCAGGAAAGGUGACUUUGAUUCAUCCAGUGAGGAAGAUUUCAGAAAAAAACGACCAACAGACUCAAGAGAUCUGAGAACUUUCAGCAAAGACGACUAUGAUUAUGACGAUCAUGAUUACUCGAGUCCAAGUAAAUCUGACGUCAGGAAAGUGCUUCCAGAAGAAAGGAGAUCAAAGAACAGGGAAGGCCGACAUUAUGGCAACGACGAAGGCUCCCGGAAACAAGUCAUCAGGGAAAUCAAUGCAGGUUGGUCCUUCUGUUAUCAAACAUUACCUUGCUAUCUCUUUAUUUUUAAAUAUCAAUAUAGAUAUGUAGAUAUAAUCCACAAUAUUCUAUGCUUGUAACGUAAGAUGGAAAAGCCAGGUCGAGAGAAAUUAUGAAGAUGAUCUAAUUCUUUUUAAUCAGUAAUCAUGAAAAAGUAAGCAGGCGACAUAGUACGCUGAAUUCUUAAAUUUUAGCAAUAAUAAACUAAAAAAAAAUGACAGGAAUAUCUUCUUUUAUCCUCUUAUUUGAUUCUUACAGCUAAAUAUACUCUCCCUUCUACUGAUCAUAACUAAUUAUAAUUUCCUUAUCUCCAUUUGGGUCAUGUUCAGUUAUGUGUCAUGGUUGUUGGGCAAGAAGGAAAACAUGAAUCAAUUAAAUUAUCCAUCGCCGAAUCAAUGAGAAAUCCUAUCCUUGGGUAGUAAAACAACCUUCUAAUUUCCACGUCAUUUUUCUUCUGUACUUUACUUUGCAUCUAAUAUUCAAUUUCUAAUACGUUCCUUGCCGCAGACGGUACUGUCACCUUUGACUAAUUCCGGUGCU